CAUCUUUCCCAGUGUGGCUUUAGCCCCGGCAGCGUGGAUAAGCUUUACAAAGGAGAGAUGUGGAAGGUGAGGAACCAGAAAUUUCACCGGAAGCAUGUGAGAAACAGUGAGAGGACUGCACUGUCUUCGUGCUUCUUCUACAUACUUGGUGUGCGUUACAUCUUGACAGAGAUGAGUGAGAUACAGCUUUUUAAGGGACUCAUUAUGAAGAACGAUAAAGGGGAACUCGGGGAAACUUCCCAGGCUUCUACUUCUGCUGUUCCUGAAGGCUGGAAGCUCCACGGGACAUGGCCAUUGCUGGAUCCCCCAAGAUGGCGCUGCAGUGUUUUGCUGUCUUCACAUCCUGCUCGGCCUCAUCAGAGUCAAGAAGUCACUGACAGAACUGGGAUAUUUACUCUGGAGAGAAAGAAGCUUGGGAUGAAAGUGGGGAAGACAAUUGGCAGCUGUCUUCAACCAUCUGAAGAAGGGCUGGCAUGUGGAAAUAAGAUCCACAAUCCCAGGGGAGAGAAGGGUGAAAAGGGAAUAACCAUCACUCAACAGACCUCCUGCCUCUCACAAUCUAUAAAUGUCAGGACAGUUUGAAUACUGAAAGCCCUGAUCCUUCAUCCUUCAGGGACGGCCUUCUCUCAUGGAGCCAGACCAGGACCCGGUCUCAUGAGGACAGUGGGGAAGGGAAACUAGCCACGGGACUCAGGACAACUAGGUUCAGGUAGCAGCUCCAGCAGUGACUGGUACAGUCCAAGAUCUGUUGGCAAUGCAGCAAGUAUGUGGUUAUAAUCAAGAGGCCUUUGCAAAAUUAGGACCCAAGGAGGAGGUGAAGAAGCUCCAAAGAAGCCGAAGUUAUGGUGUCAAAGGCAUUUAGGAGGCACUCCAGGAAAUGCACAGGGCCUUGUUGCUGGACAUGUAAGUGGAGGUAUCCAGGAAGCUAAAAUGAGAAAAAAAAUCAGGAGUGGAGUAAUCUCCAAAGAUGCAGUCUACGACUUGUUUGUGCUCGAGGAUCCUAUGUAAGACACCACAUUACAUCAGGGCAGUACAUACUUGAUGAACAAGCUGGAAGACAAUACUGUGAGCUUCAUGAAGAAAGGAACUGUCAUUUUUUUGUUCAGCACUAUAAACCCAGAACCUUGCACAAUGCCUGGUACAUAGAUUUUCAGAGAAAAUUCUGGAAAGAAUGAUAUGCAGCAUGUGGAGUGAAAUAUUGAUUAAAACAAAAACAGCAUUAACAGAAAGCUGGAUGACUGGACCUUUAGGAACCAUCUUGGAUAAGAGUUAACUUUAAGAAGAGAAGCUACAUGUGAAGAGAGAUGGACCAAAAACAUGGAGCAAGCCUAGCCCCAUCAUGACACCAGGGAAUUUCUAAAGCUGCUGUGAACUCUUGAAUUCCUUCACAUGAGGGAGAAAAUAAGUCUCUGUUACUAGCUGUGUAAAGGAAAUUCCUAAGUGAGACAAAGUGUGAAAUGAAAAUCUUAACAGUUGUAUCUCCAUGUUGUAUACUUGAAACCCAUAUAAUAUUGUAUCUCAUAUGCUUCAAAUAAAAUAUUGUUAAAAAAAAAGAAAAUCCCCAAAUACCAAAACUACCUUAGAAAAUCAUUUAAAUGCCCCAUAAAAUGCUGUAAAGUAGUGUGGCAUAAGUCCUGAAAGGACAUAGGCAUGUGGAAAUGUUGAGUCUUUAAUUUUGGGGUCAAGAAAACAGACUAAAUUGAGCUCUCUCUCCUUGCAUUGCCUUAAAUUAAAUAUUUGCCCUUUAGAGAUGAUCCAUAUUGUUUCAGAGACUGUAAUUCAGAAAUUAAAAAUCAUGUGUGUUCUGAAGAGAAAAAUAUUGGGAAGCACCAGUAUAUAUAAUCCUAGAGCUGAUAGCAACAUAUGUGUCUGUCUAUGUGUGUGUUGUAUAUAUGGAAUUACUAAAUAUGAUUACAUAUUCACUUUUCACAGGUAAUUUUAUGACAUUAUUAAUGAUUUUUUAUGACUUUUAGUAAACAUUUCAAUUUUUUUCGGACCGCUGAACAAGUCAUCAGCAUGGACAUACUGACCACUACAGCAGGAUGACUGGGGUAUUUUAGUCAUGUACACUUUUCCCCCAGAGGUUUUGGAUGAGCUAAAUUUGGUUCCAUCUGGAUGGUUCCGAGGACCUCUGAAAGUGAGGUUAACAAGGUAGACCUGAGUGGAGAGGGGAAACCAACACUCCAUGAGCAGGAGCCUCAGAUCCCCAGUGUCUGCUCUUCAGCUUGAGAGCAACGGCAGCCAUGCCAGGACUAGAAAUGAAAGUUGUUUUCUAGUCAGGCACACCCCUCAUCCCCGAAGGGUCUGCCACAUCAAAGGUUUGAAUAAUAUUCCAAUUUGUACUGUGAAUGAUGAUGAGGACUCAUUCAGAACAGUGUGGGGUGUUGGCCAGUUCCACCACUUAGAUAAGGACGAGACACCAUUUGCCGAAUGCCGUUGUCCACCCAGCACCGCGGCUCCCGAGAGCCCUGUCAGAGGAGCCUCCCCGGCCCCAGACGGCGUCAAGACGCCACCAUGGCCUCGUUCUGAGCCCUGUAGAAAAACCAAGGAGUGCUUCAGAACUUCCAGUGAGAAUCCCUUAGUAAUUAAAAAGGAAGAAACGAAAGUAAAAAACCCACCAUCACCUCCAAAGCCUUGCUGUACUCCUGGCUCUUGUUCUUCAGAGGUGAUGAGUGCCAAGACUGGCAUCAAAGAGAACACUGUUUGCAUACCAAACUACCUGGAUCAGGAAAUCAAAAUUCUGGUAAAGCUCUGUAACAUUUUACGUACUGAUUCCCUGGCAGAAGUUUUGCAGUGGCUGGUUAAUGCAAGUUCAAAAGAAAAAGAGUGGGUCUCAGCUUUGAUUCAUGCUGAGCUGGCUGAGAUGAACUUGCUGGCUCUGCACCAAAAAGGCACCUCGGCAGAACCAGCAGCAGAGACUCGGAAGCCAUCCAAAGUUAAAUCACCCCCAAAUUCACCCACAGAAUCCAAGGUGCUGACCAGAUCUAGGAAAGAACAUCAACUGACCAGAGUGUCAACUCAAGGAUCUGAAGGAAAUAAGAAGUGCCAAAAGGCUGAGCACAAGCCUCCAUUGUUUAUAAGAAGAAAUAAGAUGAAAAUACCUGUUGCAGAAUAUUUCAGCAAACCGUCUUCUCCCACACCUAAAACUCACGCGAGCAUAUCAACAAAACCAAUGUCAGCAAGAAGUCUUCAACAAGGAUACGAUCUCUCUCCCCAAAGAGCACUUUAUCCUUUAACAUACUAAAGGUAGACAUUCUAGACUGGGCUAAUUCUUUCAUAAACAUACUUGGGUACAACUUAAACUAUUUUUAAAAAAAUAUUUUGGUAUUUAGGAAUCAUCUCCUCUAUAUGGUGACACAUGUAAAUCACAAAGCACCUGUAUAUAAUGGUACUAAAUAAAAAUUAAUGGAAACAAUAUUUUUAUUUGUAAUUUUUAUGCCACGUGUAAUAGAAAUACAUUUAUUUAUUUACUACAUUUCCAGUCUUACACUAUUGUCUAGGUAGAUAAGUAUACAGCCCUCAUACUAGAAAAACAAACCAGAGUAAAAAACAGGCAGUUACAAUUCAACACCUGCCCCAAAGUCUGAUAGAGAAAAUAACAAAACAGAAUUUUUACAUCUCAGCUAAUUUUUGCAAUCUACAGUUUCAGUGUUGUUGGAUUAUGGAAAAAUGCUCACCUCCUGCCAAAAAAAAAGAUAUGAGAAUUAUCCCCAAUUUAAUUCAGUUAGAUGGUUUUUUCCAUUUUAUUAUCACUUUAAAAACCCCUAGAUCUUGGAUGUAGUGCUAUGUUUUACAAUAUUCCUAUUUUUUAUUUCAUUGAUCUCUCCUUUCACUUUUUUAAUUUUUUUAUUUUGAUAUCAUUAAUGUACAAUUACUUGAACAAAAUUAUGGUUACUAGACUCCCCCCAUUAUCAAGUUCCCUCCACAUACCCCAUUACAGUCAUUGUCCAUCAGUGUAGUAAGAUGCUAUAGAAUCACUACUUGUCUUCUCUGUAUAUACUGGCUUUCCCAUGUCCCCACCCCCUACAUUAUGUGUGUUAAUCGUAAUGCCCCAUUUUCCCCCUUAUUCCUCCCUUCCCACCCACCCUCCCCAGUCUCUUUCCCUUUGGUAACUGUUAGUCCAUUCUUGGGUUCUGUGAGUCUGCUUCUGUUUUGUUCCUUCAGUUUUUUGUUGUUAUACUCCACAGAUAAGUGAAAUCAUCGGAUACUUGUCUGUCUCUGCCCAGCUGAUUUCACUGAACAUAAUACCCUCUAGCUCCAUCCAUGUUGUUGCAAAUGGUAGGAUUUGUUUUCUUCUUAUGGCUGAAUAAUAUUCCAUUGUGUAUAUGUACCACCUCUUCUUUAUCCAUUUAUCUACUGAUGGACAGUUAGGUUGCUUCCAUUUCUUGGCUAUUGUAAAUAGUGCUGCAAUAAACAUAGGAGUGCAUAUGUCUUUUUCAAACUGGGCUGCUGCAUUCUUAAGGUAAAUUCCUAGGAGUGGAAUUCCUGGGACAAAUGGUAGUUCUAUUUUGAGUUUUUU
Molecule: messenger RNA, 4519 nt
Organism: Manis pentadactyla (Chinese pangolin)
Lineage: Eukaryota; Metazoa; Chordata; Mammalia; Pholidota; Manidae
Gene: C5H4orf17
Product: chromosome 5 C4orf17 homolog
Source: RefSeq, a predicted model, not a curated record